This is a messenger RNA of Gopherus flavomarginatus (Mexican gopher tortoise), 3573 nucleotides long. RefSeq names its product lysine acetyltransferase 2B (gene KAT2B). NCBI's taxonomy places the organism in Eukaryota, Metazoa, Chordata, Testudines, Testudinidae. The record is from RefSeq and is a predicted model, not a curated record. Gene Ontology annotation, molecular function: protein binding; histone H3 acetyltransferase activity. Gene Ontology annotation, biological process: chromatin remodeling; positive regulation of transcription by RNA polymerase II. Gene Ontology annotation, cellular component: histone acetyltransferase complex; nucleus. The coding region runs from base 1 to 2433 and encodes 810 amino acids. The transcript is spliced from 18 exons.
AUGGCCGAGGCUGGCGGGGCCGGGGCCGGGGCAGGAGGCGGCGGGGCGGGGGGGCUGCAGCAGGGCUCCCCGGCCGCGGGGGGGCUGGCUGCCUGCGGACCGGCCCGCGCUGCCGCCGCCGAGAGCCCCGGGGGCGGCGGGGAGCCCGGCUCGGCCCGCGGCGCGGGGAGGAAGGCGCAGCUCCGCUCCGCUCCCCGGGCCAAGAAGCUGGAGAAACUGGGCGUCUACUCCGCCUGCAAGGCUGAGGAAUCUUGCAAAUGUAAUGGCUGGAAAAACCCUAACCCACCUCCUACUCCUCCCAGGGCAGAUUUGCAGCAGACAAUUGUCAGUCUUACUGAACCAUGUCGCAGCUGUAGUCAUGCACUAGCUGCUCAUGUUUCUCACUUGGAGAACGUGUCUGAAGAAGAAAUGAAUAGGCUGUUGGGGAUAGUGUUGGAUGUGGAAUAUCUCUUCACCUGUGUCCACAAAGAAGAAGAUGCAGAUACAAAACAAGUUUACUUCUACCUGUUCAAGCUUUUGCGGAAAUGCAUCUUACAGAUGGGAAAACCUGUGGUAGAAGGGUCUUUGGAAAGCCCCCCCUUCGAGAAGCCCAGUAUUGAACAGGGAGUGAAUAAUUUUGUACAGUACAAAUUUAGCCACCUACCAUCAAAGGAAAGGCAAACGAUAGUUGAACUGGCUAAAAUGUUUCUAAACCGCAUCAAUUACUGGCAUCUGGAGACACCUUUGCAGCGAAGAUUGAGAUCUCCUAAUGAAGACAUUGCUGGCUAUAAAGUGAACUAUACAAGGUGGCUGUGUUACUGCAAUGUUCCCCAGUUCUGUGACAGUCUACCUCGAUAUGAAACCACACAGGUUUUUGGGAGAACUCUGUUACGCUCUGUCUUUACUGUUAUGAGACGGCAACUCCUGGAGCAGGCUAGACAGGAAAAAGACAAGCUUCCUCAAGAGAAACGAACACUAAUCCUCACACACUUUCCAAAGUUUCUAUCCAUGCUAGAGGAAGAGGUAUAUAGUCAGAAUUCUCCUAUUUGGGAUCAGGAUUUCAUGGUUUCCUCUUCUCGAACUGGCCAGCUAGGAAUCCAAACAGUUAUCAGUCCUCCCCCUGUGGCAAGGUCUGUUUCGUAUAGUGCAAGUCCUUCAUCUCUAGAACAACCCAACAGCGGAAGUAUGAGUCCUGCUUGCAAAGUUUCUUCUUGCCAUGAUCCAGCUCUAGGAGAGAAGAGAAAGAACACUGAACCUUAUUCUCAGGAAGAUUCAAAAAGGCCCAGAGUUGUAGGAGAUAUUCCUAUUGAAUUGAUCAAUGAAGUGAUGUCAACAAUUACCGAUCCAGCUGCGAUGCUGGGGCCAGAGACUAACUUUCUGUCAGCACAUUCAGCCCGGGAUGAAGCAGCAAGACUAGAGGAGCGCCGGGGAGUGAUUGAAUUUCAUGUAGUUGGAAAUUCCCUGAACCAGAAGCCAAACAAAAAGAUUAUGAUGUGGCUAGUUGGCUUACAGAAUGUGUUUUCCCAUCAGCUACCCAGAAUGCCAAAGGAGUACAUUACACGCCUGGUCUUUGAUCCAAAACACAAGACCCUUGCGUUAAUAAAAGAUGGUCGUGUGAUUGGUGGUAUCUGUUUCCGGAUGUUCCCAUCUCAAGGAUUUACGGAGAUUGUUUUCUGUGCUGUGACUUCUAAUGAACAAGUCAAGGGUUAUGGAACUCACCUAAUGAAUCAUCUGAAAGAGUAUCACAUCAAACAUAACAUUCUCAACUUCCUCACGUAUGCAGACGAAUAUGCAAUUGGCUACUUCAAGAAACAAGGUUUCUCCAAAGAUAUUAAAGUACCAAAAGCAAAAUAUGUUGGCUAUAUCAAGGAUUAUGAAGGAGCCACUCUAAUGGGAUGUGAAUUAAAUCCAAGGAUUCCCUAUACUGAAUUUUCUGUCAUCAUUAAAAAACAAAAAGAGAUCAUUAAAAAGCUGAUCGAAAGGAAACAAGCGCAGAUUCGAAAAGUCUAUCCUGGCCUUUCCUGCUUCAAAGAUGGAGUACGACAGAUUCCUAUAGAAAGCAUUCCUGGAAUUAGAGAGACAGGCUGGAAACCAAGUGGAAAAGAGAGAGGUAAAGAACCCAAAGAUCCAGAUCAGCUUUACAGCACAUUAAAAACCAUCCUGCAGCAGGUGAAGAGCCAUCAAAGCGCUUGGCCCUUCAUGGAACCUGUGAAGAGAACAGAAGCUCCUGGAUAUUAUGAAGUUAUAAGGUUUCCCAUGGAUCUGAAAACCAUGAGUGAACGACUCAAGAAUAGGUACUACGUGUCUAAGAAAUUGUUCAUGGCAGACUUGCAGCGGGUCUUUACAAAUUGCAGAGAGUACAACCCCCCUGAGAGUGAAUACUACAAAUGUGCCAAUAUAUUGGAGAAAUUCUUCUACACAAAAAUUAAAGAAGCUGGAUUAAUUGACAAGUGACAGUUGUUUCUUUCAACGAAUCAGUAUGCCUAACUUAUAGGCACAGUAUGCUAUUCACCUUCAUGUAGAUUUGGGACUUAAUACAUGUAUGUUCAAAAAAAACUAUGUGUAUUUUAACUAGCACUUUUAAAAACCCUUUCAGUUUUGCAAACAUGUAUUAUACUGAAGUUACAGAAAAUGUUUAUUUUAUUAAAAUGAAGCUUUAUAAUGUAUUUAACAUUACUUUAAAACUUCUUUUGCAUACAUAUUUGCAGUAUGGUCAAGAAUAGGCUUUUUAUUGGAUAUCUCCAAAACUUUCAUAUGGGAAUUUGCACGUUUGGGGAUUUGGAAUCAGAAAUUCCCAUACAAUGAAUGUUUUAGUUUAUCUAAUGCAGUAUAUAUUUGAAGAAGUUUUAUUUUUUUUCCAGUAAAAACAAAACAUUAAGGGAAAAUUACAAUUUAAGAGGCACUGAAAUAUGUUUUGUCUCUACGUUUCAUUGUAGAGUCCUUUAUACAUAUAUAUAUAUAUAUUAUUUUUUAAAAGAAACAGUCAGCUAGUUGAGACACUAUGAGAGAAAAGCAACUUAUUCUGGAAAGGAAGUGCUUUGAAUCUUUAGGAAAAAAUCCUAUAUAGAUGCAAACUUUUCUAUGGAUUUUGUUUUUGAUAAAUAUCUACCUGCAAAUAACUUGUGAUUUCAUAACCACUAUUUAAAAAAAAUCAUAUUGACUUUGCUUAUGCAGGACAUAAGUUCCCCAAAUAACUCAAAAAUUGUGGUAGGCAUAUCCUAUAGUUACCUACUUUAGUACGGAUGUUUUUGAUGUACUUCAGUGAACCAUUCCAUUUCCUGGUCAUUUAAUUGAUACUUCUGUAGAGUUCUGGACACAGAUCAUGAAGACUGUUCCUUAAGUACAUACAAAAAUGUUACCAUAUCACAGCCUCUAGUUUAUGUAUUUGCCUAUGAGGUAAACUGGAUUUUCUACCAAGUUCUACUAUAAACAUUUUAUUAAUUAUGAUAUUUAGAAUAUUUAGACCCAGGAGUAUAUUUUAAAAAGUUACACAACUCAUGUUAAUACAUCAUUAGGUAUCAAAUCAAGUACUUCUGUGUAUUACUGCUUACACUACAUAUAAGAGGUACUCUUACCUUUCUAAUAGAGAGAGAG